Molecule: messenger RNA, 1563 nt
Organism: Cuscuta campestris
Lineage: Eukaryota; Viridiplantae; Streptophyta; Magnoliopsida; Solanales; Convolvulaceae
Source: the annotation of a GenBank genome assembly
GUUAUCCCCAACUUUGCCUAUUGCGUCGUCUCUCAAAUGGCUCUCCACCACUCAAUUUUCAAUAAUCCACUAAUUCCCAACCUCUGCCCUCUUUUCUCACAUUCCUUUACCAUUUGAUCUCUUCCCCACAGAGUGUUCUCCUCUCUAAUUUGUACAGAAAUGGCUACUGCAGUGAGCGCUGCAGUGUCUCUUCCCUCAUCAAAGCCAACCUCCUCUCUGCCUAGCAAAACCUCUGUUCUCUUCCUUGAAAAACUCAGUUUCAACAAGGUGCCUUUUUACCUUAGAAAUGUGUCAACUGGUUGGAGAUUGGUGUCCAUUAGAGCACAAAUUACCACUGAGGCUCCUGUCAAGGUUGAGAAGAUCUCCAGGAAACAGGAGGAGGGUAUAGUUGUCAACAAGUUCAGGCCUAAAGAACCAUAUGUAGGGAGAUGCCUUCUCAACACUAAGAUCACCGGAGACGAUGCCCCAGGUGAAACAUGGCACAUGGUCUUCAGCACUGAGGGGGAAAUUCCUUACAGGGAAGGUCAAUCAAUUGGGAUCAUUGCCGAUGGAGUUGAUGCCAAUGGGAAGCCUCACAAGUUGAGGUUAUACUCAAUUGCCAGCAGUGCCCUUGGUGACUUCGGAGACUCCAAGACUGUUUCCCUCUGUGUCAAAAGGGUUGUCUAUACCAAUGACAAGGGCGAAGUUGUUAAAGGCGUUUGCUCAAACUUUUUAUGUGACUUGAAACCUGGGGCUGAAGUGAAAAUUACUGGACCAGUUGGGAAGGAGAUGCUCAUGCCCAAGGAUCCUAAUGCCACAAUUGUAAUGCUUGGCACCGGAACUGGAAUCGCCCCUUUCCGUGGAUUCUUGUGGAGGAUGUUUUUCGAGAAGCAUGAAGACUACAAGUUCAAUGGCUUGGCGUGGCUAUUCUUAGGUGUUCCAACCAAAAGCUCACUUCUUUACAAGGAGGAAUUUGAGAAAAUGAAGGAGAAAUGUCCUGAAAAAUUCAGACUGGACUUUGCCGUGAGCAGAGAAGAAACAAACGAGAAAGGUGAAAAAAUGUACAUCCAAACUAGAAUGGCUCAGUAUGCAGAAGAGCUCUGGGACCUAUUCAAGAAAGACAACACUUUUGUGUACAUCUGCGGGCUCAAGGGCAUGGAAAAGGGAAUCGACGACAUCAUGACGUCACUUGCUGCUAAAGACGGCAUUGAAUGGGCAGAAUACAAGAAACAGAUGAAGAAGGGAGAGCAAUGGAACGUUGAGGUCUACUAAAAUUUGUCUCCCAUAUACACAGCUGCUUCAUUGUAUGGAAAACCUUCUACAUCUAUGUAGGGAUAGAUAGCAACUCUCUUGUAUCGUUACAUUGUCUAUUAAAAUUCCCAUUGCUUAAUCACUCAAUACGUUUUCUCUUGAUUGAGACCAAUGUUCAUGAUCACGGGAUUCUCUUUUAAAACUUUUUUUUACUUUUCACGUAUAUGAAUUAAGCAAGUCGUAGACGUAUAGCGCGUAAGACCAUAUGUCUAAGAGGGAAAAUGACUCCCCUUUUACGAAAUACUCGUUGUAAAGUAAACUGCAAAGGGCAUG